ACAAAAUGACACGAAUGAACAAUUUUUGAGAAUUUAAAUUUCUCGAUGUCGACAACUCAGCAGGGCUCUUGAUUCUUGCAGUCGAUAAAAUUACUGUCGGCUUUAUCUUUGUAAAAAAAAAAGAAAAAAAAUUCAAAAUUUAAGUUUUCAAAAAUUGAGAAAAUCAGGAAAAUGUAAUUAGCUAAGAGGUGAUUAAUUAAAAUCGUAAGAACCUCAUUUCAAGAAUUUUUUAAAUCUAAAAUUAAAUUAUACAAUCAAAUACUUUGCGUUAAUAUUCUAUGAACAUUUUUAAAAUUAUAUAUCGAAAUACGCCUUUGUCUAAGUUUAAGUAAUUGUUUAAUUUUCAUUGUUUAAAUUAAAUUUUGUACAUUGUUACUACAUACAUAAUACAUGUAUAAAUAAUUUUGAAUUACCAUAAGCGCUCUCUGCGCAGAUCCGUGGACAGUGGCGCGCAUCAGCUUCUCCGUGUUUAUGACACUUUACUCCGAGGUUAUAUCGUAAAUAUGGCGCUCGCCAUUACUUGAGACUUGAGACGCGAGACGCGAACAUCGACGACGCGACCCCGGGAUCCGCCGUGUUCCACAACGUCGCGGACUAUCCCGUCGGCUUCCAGAGCGGGAGGGAGGGCGGCCAAAAAAUGCCGUCAGGUCACUGCCGACGUCGCGCAUCAUCCACGUCGCAAUUCUGCUCGAUUUGAGAUAAAGCGCGACGCGACGCGCGACGCAAACGCGCCGUGAUGAAGUCCGUGUACAAGUUGUUCUUGCUGUGCCUUAUCCUCGCCGCGCUGAUAAUACUGCUCAACGUGACCACCAAUUUCCCCAACAAGCUCAACGACCAGCCGCCCGCGAGCCGGGAGCGCCUGGCGCUCUCGAAGAGGUACCCAGGUAGCCCGACGAGCGAGGUGACGAUAUGCGUGGUGGUGUGCGGGGACAGGCUGCACGAGGCCCUGACCAUGCUGAAGUCGGCGCUGGUCUUCGCCAGCAGGCCCCUGCAGUUCGUCAUACUGGCGGAGCAGAAUCUGAUACCGGCCUUCAGCGAGAAGCUGUCGGAGUGGCGGCUGAUAUCCAAUAAGACCUUCGACUUCCUGGUGCGGCCCAUCACCUUCCCGGACGGUAGCGACGUGGCGAUGUGGAAGAAGCUGUUCAAGCCCUGCGCGGCGCAACGUCUGUUUCUACCGACCGUGCUAAACGACACGGACGCGGUGCUCUACGUGGAUACGGACACCCUGUUCCUGGCACCGCCGGAGAAGGUCUGGGACGAGUUCAAGAAGAUGAACUCCAGCCAGCUGGCGGCCCUCAGUCCCGAGCACGAGGAUCCCAACACCGGCUGGUACAAUCGAUUCGCCAAGCAUCCGUAUUACGGCAAGCUGGGCGUCAAUUCGGGGGUGAUGCUGAUGAAUCUGACGAGAAUGAGGGAGUUCCAUUGGACGGACUACGUGAUCCCCAUCCACAGGGAGUACAGACUGAAGAUAACCUGGGGCGAUCAGGACAUCAUCAACAUAAUAUUCCACUAUCACCCGGAGAAGCUGUACGUGUACUCGUGCCGGUACAACUACCGGCCAGACCACUGCAUGUACAUGUCGGUGUGCGCGGAGGCGGAGAGGGAGGGCGCCCUGGUGCUGCACGGCUCCCGCGGCACGUUCCACUCGCAGAAGCAGCCGCCCUUCAAGGCCGUGUACCGCGCCAUGCAGGAGUAUCAGCUGAACACGGACCCGUACGACGAGCUGCUCGUGCCGAUGAGGAGCUACCUGGCGAUGGAGGACAAGUCCAACUGCGGCCGCGUCUCGAAGGUGUUCAUCAUCCAGCCGGAGCUGCAUCUAGCCGCUCGUAACUUCUAAAACCUUCCACUCGUUUCGUAAGAAAAAAAAAAACGAAAUUACGUACUCGCGCGCGAGCUUUUUGUCUUUGUAUCCGUUUACAAAACCUUUUUAGACGCUCGUUUCGCGUUAAUCGAUAUGGAUGUUGUAUACAACUAUAUUGAAGCAAUAACGAAUAGAGUGUAAGCAUUCGUAUAUACGCGUAUUCGCGAAGUUACUUUCGGCCGUGAAAUACGUAAAUAUUAUCUGCGCUCUUCCCGUCUCGGAAAUUCUCAAGAGAGAGAUUUUAGACCCUAAAAAUACUUAACUACAUAAAUACUUAUAUGUAUACAUACUUACGUACGUGUCUUAACACAUUAUGGACUGGCGAUUACUUAAAGAAACUAACGAUAAAGGAGCCAUCGCGAUACACAUGAGCAUCCUGCUGCGUUAUAAGCAUCUUUACCGAGAUUAUUUUACUUUUCUUGACGACGAUUGUUUACGCGAUACGUAAGACAAACGGGAUGUGCAAAUUACGUCAAACGUCACUCGAUUAUCCGUGUCUGUUCGCGGGGAAACCGCGAACACACGCGGGCCCGUCCACAGUGUGUUAAGUCUAAAGAGUCCUAGACUCGAGAUCCGCGAGCGUGAUUCACGCGCGCAAAUUUUAGAGAGUAUAAACGCGUGUUAUAAUUCCAAGCGAUUUCAUAUAGACUGAACUUUUUCUAUAGUGCAUUUGAGUUUUUUUGUUAACAAGUGCGCUAUGUUGUUACUGUUUGUACGAGGUGCGAUGCGGGGAAUAUGUUGUUAUGCAUUUUGUAUCCAAUACCUUUGGAUUUGGACAAUACUCGAGCGGUGCUGGGCGAUCGGCGCUUCUUAUCUUCGAAGGACUUUGGCCCUUAGGCAAGACACUGUGUUAUCUCUCUCGCGAUGUCGGUGUAGUGUACAUACAUACAUAACGAGAGCUAUCGUCUUUUUUUUUGUAUUCGAGGCUUUCAAGGUAUACUAAAAAUGAUAGAUCAAAAUCUUGAAAGAAGAAAUCGGUCCAUUGUUAAUAACGUUUUGGUUCCAUUGUUUUUUUUUUAGACGGGCCCUAAACGUGCAAUCUAUCGGAGAUAAGUUCUGAUCGCGAGACGCGGGACUACUUUGAAAGUGACUCACCUCACGUCUGAUUUUACGAGUCUCUAAAAAAUGGAAAAUGAUCUGCCUUCUUUUUUAUACGAAAAAUAUAGUAUUGGACUGUAUUAUUUUCAAAAUAAGCGUCUCGGUAUUUUAACGGGACAUUAAUUGAUAAUUGGUAAUUGGUAAGUAUAAUGAGUAUAUGAAUUGUAGUAUUACAUGCGUAUAAUGAAUUGAAUUCCGGCGAGAGUGUUCACGUUUUUACAGGAUUUUUCUCACGAUUUUUUAUACGAUACGGUUUUGUACGAUACGCAUUUUGCAUCGUUCAACGACCCGGCGACACGAUGCCAUUUGUGAUACUUUUCCUAUAGGUAUUGUAUAAUAAAGCUUAAAUAAAAGAUCUAUAAAUAUA
This is a messenger RNA of Wasmannia auropunctata (little fire ant), 3326 nucleotides long. RefSeq names its product glucoside xylosyltransferase 1 (gene shams). The transcript is spliced from 2 exons. Lineage: Eukaryota; Metazoa; Arthropoda; Insecta; Hymenoptera; Formicidae. Bases 737 to 1837 code for a protein of 366 amino acids. Gene Ontology annotation, molecular function: UDP-xylosyltransferase activity. Gene Ontology annotation, biological process: protein O-linked glycosylation via N-acetylgalactosamine. The record is from RefSeq and is a predicted model, not a curated record.